Molecule: messenger RNA, 588 nt
Organism: Trypanosoma grayi
Lineage: Eukaryota; Euglenozoa; Kinetoplastea; Trypanosomatida; Trypanosomatidae
Exons: 1
Coding region: 1-588 (195 amino acids)
Source: RefSeq, a predicted model, not a curated record
AUGGACCCGCCCACGCCAAAUGACAGCGCAUUCCAUAAAAGGAGAGGCGCACUGGCGUGUGCAGCCGCAGCGGUGAUCGAACGCGAUCUCGACCCUCAACUACUGUCUCAGUUUCGGAAACACGCAGAUCCCAUAGAGCUGCCACGUAGCACGGCUCGUUGCAUAGGGCCUUGGGUCGCCCUGGGAAACAAGAUGGCACAUCUGACGGCAUAUGUUUGGACGAGGUCGGCAAAUGGGCGAUGUCUCCAUGGGCCUAUCCGGACAGAGGGCAGGAGCAGGGAGAACUUUUUUAAGGGGCACAGCAUUUUGCGACGUACCCAUCGCACACGGGUGGCCGAUAAGAACGGUGAAAGAAGGUUUCCGUUACAACAGGUAGAUGUGGAUACUCUUUCGCCGCACUGGGUCUGGAGCCAACUCAAUUCCAAGGUUCUGGAACGGUUUAACACACUGUGGGGCUUGGCGCAACAUCCAGCUAAAUUGGGGACGGGAGAACGAGAGCCCCUCUUGAGGAUGGCAGAAGGGGAUGCCCAGGUUAUGAAGAAGGCUGUUAUUAUUCAAACCGCACCAAAGCUACCCGCUACCGGGUGA